Beta vulgaris subsp. vulgaris (sugar beet) is the source of this 417-nucleotide messenger RNA. RefSeq lists its product as uncharacterized. The record is from RefSeq and is a predicted model, not a curated record. The transcript has a single exon. The coding region runs from base 1 to 417 and encodes 138 amino acids. Lineage: Eukaryota; Viridiplantae; Streptophyta; Magnoliopsida; Caryophyllales; Amaranthaceae.
AUGGCCACAUACAAGGCCCAGAUGAGUGUACAGACCAGUUGCGAAGCCACAUGGUGUCGAUUCUUCCCCACCACUCUGAAGGGGCUCGCGCUGAACUGGUUCCAAGAGCUGCCAGCCGGAAUCAUCACCGAUUUCGCGGUACUCGAGGAUAUGUUUACCCAUCAAUUUGUGGCCAGAAAGUGGCAAAAGAAGACGAGUCUACAUCUCAUGGGAGUCAAACAGGAGAAAAACGAAAGUCUAGCCGACUACAUAAAAAGGUUCAAUGAAGAAUCCUUGAAAGUAUCCGACCUCCAGGAUGUUGUUGCGUUUGCUGCUCUCAUGUCCGGAUUGCAGCCUGGCCGGCUUAGAUGGACAUUGGCAGAAAGUGAAGUCAAAACUUUUUUCGAGGCCAUGGCUAAGGCCCAGAGAUUCAUCUAA